AUGGCGGCGCCGAUUACGCACCAGGGAGGAGCCAUGAUCCCCCCUUCCAGGGCAGCACCGCGCAUGCGCGCUCCCUACGCCCCGCCCCUCCUCGUCCUCCUCCUCUCCCCCCCUCCCCUCCCCUCUGCCCGCGGUGCAUUCUGGGACCGUGGCGGACCCAGCGGCGGAGACGGCACCGGAGCCAUGCCGCCCCAUAGUGCCCCAUAUCCCCCCCAGGACGUGUUCCUCAUGAUCCGGCGCCACAAGACCACCAUCUUCACCGAGGCCAAGGAGUCGAGCACGGUGCUGGAGCUCAAGCGCAUCGUGCACGGGAUCCUCAAGAGGCCCCCCGAGGAGCAGCGCCUCUAUAAGGAGGACCAGGUCCUGGAGGACUCGCGCACCCUGGGGGACUGCGGGUUCACGAGCCAGACAGCGCGGCCACAGGCCCCGGCUACCGUGGGGCUGGCGCUGAGGACGGCAGAGGAGCCCUUUGAGCCGCUGCGCAUCGACGCCUUCUCCAGCCCCCCCGAGCUCCCCGAUGUGAUGAAGCCCCAGGACGCGCCCGGCGCCGCCCCCGAGGCCCCCCUGCCCUGAGUGUGCCCCACACGCCUCCUACAUGCGU
This is a messenger RNA of Neopsephotus bourkii (Bourke's parrot), 601 nucleotides long. It is a transcript of the gene ELOB, whose product is annotated as elongin B. The record is from RefSeq and is a predicted model, not a curated record. The coding region runs from base 1 to 573 and encodes 190 amino acids. Gene Ontology annotation, cellular component: VCB complex; elongin complex. Gene Ontology annotation, biological process: transcription elongation by RNA polymerase II. NCBI's taxonomy places the organism in Eukaryota, Metazoa, Chordata, Aves, Psittaciformes, Psittacidae. Gene Ontology annotation, molecular function: protein binding. The transcript has 4 exons.